ACUACUAUAUAACAAAUAAUUUGAGUGAGAUCAUGGAAGUAACAGAAGGGGCCUCUGUUUGUGCACCUGGAUUUCACAAGGUUGAGCUGCUCAGAACAACAUGGGAAAUGCCUAUCAAUUAUCAAGAACCACAGCCCCUUGGAGUUGGGGCAUAUGGUCAAGUUUGUUCUGCUAAAGAUACUCAAGGCAAGAUGUCAGUUGCUGUCAAAAAGCUCUCUCGGCCGUUCCAAUCUGACAUACAUGCUAAGAGAGCGUACAGGGAAUACAGACUACUUAAACAGCUCUGUCACGAAAACAUAAUUAGUCUGCUGGAUGUGUUCACUCCCUCGACACAGUAUUCUGAUUUCCAAGAUGUGUACCUUGUAACUGAUCUGAUGGGAUCCGACCUGCACACAAUCCUGAAAUACCAGCAGCUGUCAGACGGGCAUGUUCAGUGGAUUAUAUACCAAAUUCUGCGUGGGCUCAAGUACCUGCAUUCAGCCGGAGUGAUACACAGAGAUUUGAAACCUAGCAACAUUGCCAUUAACGAGGAUUGCUAUGUAAAGAUAUUAGAUUUUGGGUUGGCACGAGUUCAGGACGAUCAGAUGACGGGAUAUGUGGCAACACGAUGGUACCGUGCCCCUGAAGUCAUGUUGAACUGGAUGCACUACAGCAAAACUAUGGACAUUUGGUCUGUUGGGUGUAUAAUGGUGGAGAUGUUGACGAACAAGAUCCUGUACCGAGGAGACGAUUAUAUUCACCAACUGAUGAGAAUUCUGGAGGUGUGCGGAACUCCUAGCCACGAUGUCCUGUCAAGUGUCAGUGAAAAUGCGAGAAGGUUUAUCAGUUCUCUGAAAUACUACCCACGAUCCGACUUCGCCGAAUUGUUCAGUGAAUGCAGCCCGAUUGCUCGAGAUUUACUGGAGAAGAUAUUUGUGUACGAGCCGGAGAUUAGGCUGACUGCAGACCUGUCCAUUUCCCACGAGUACUUUGUUAAAUACAGAGAACCUAAUGAUGAGCCGAUAACGGAACCCUUUAUGGACCCACUGAACGAUAACGAAACUUAUACCACUGAAGAUAUUCGAAAGCUCAUGUUUGAAGACAUAGUUGUCAAGGGAGAAGAAAUACGGAAAUCCCUUAGAAUAAAGAGGGCUAAUGUGCAAUCAGAUAAAGAUCGGGCAGCAGCAAGCUAGAAAUCUAGAAUUAUAUGUUCAUAUACGAUAAAUUUGUAAUUUCUGCAUGGUCUCCUGCCGUUGAUUUUCUUCACCAUCUAUUGGUAUUGGAAUUAUAAACAAUUAUAGUGAGAACAGCUAGGAAUCGUAUUGUGAUGCAUUUAAUUAUAUUACUCGGUAUGAACCAGUAUAAUAUACUCUAGUUGCUUCUUCGAUAGAGGUGAACAGAGCUCUACAAUCUUAUGAAUCUAACAUUAAUCUACAUUUUAAAUAAUGUUGUUCGAAUAACUGCUUAGUUUUGACCUGCAGUGAACUGCCCUUUUUCGUUCGCCCAUUACUGGGCGCUGGCUGUCGUUUUCCUGCAAACGAGUCAUGUUUCUGUGGCGAUGUAAAAACUUUUAUAUUACAAUCCGUUAAGUAAAAUCUUCCACGUUUUGUUUUUCUUUUAAUCUAAUAAACGUUUAAUGCCAUCUUGAUGUUUCAUCUUAUCUUUCCACUUUUAUAUGAUUGUCCGAAGGGAAGAUUUUUUGGCAUGAUGAAAUUUUGUAAGAUAUAAUUAUUGUAAAACUAGCGAAAUAUAAUCCCCCGGGACGCCGGACUUCUGAAUUAUUAAGACUGAUAUAUUUUUAGCUAAAUCAUUAGCGUUGUAAAAUAAGAGAUGUGUGAAAUAGUUGAUUUAUACGCAUUAACAUUUAUAUUUUAUCAUGAA
This is a messenger RNA of Bolinopsis microptera, 1860 nucleotides long. RefSeq lists its product as uncharacterized. The coding region runs from base 33 to 1172 and encodes 379 amino acids. Gene Ontology annotation, molecular function: MAP kinase activity; ATP binding. The transcript has 11 exons. The record is from RefSeq and is a predicted model, not a curated record. NCBI's taxonomy places the organism in Eukaryota, Metazoa, Ctenophora, Tentaculata, Lobata, Bolinopsidae. Gene Ontology annotation, cellular component: cytoplasm; nucleus. Gene Ontology annotation, biological process: intracellular signal transduction; protein phosphorylation.